AUGGAUAUAGAUUACGAAAUAAAGCGCCAAAGUCUUGGGAAAAGUUUUUUUUCACAAUGUUUAUUAUUGUGGGUUUUACCAUUUUACAAAAAAAGUUUAAAAGGAGUUAUAGAAUUGACUGAUAUAUAUUCAAGUCCUAAUGAAAUGUCUUCAAAAUAUCUUGGUGAUAAACUGGAAAUGAUUUGGUUGAAACAUUUGGAAUUAUCCAAACGGAAAAAUCAAAAACCCAGUCUCUAUAAAGUGUUGGCAAAGUUGUUUAUUUGGGAAUAUUUUCUCUACGCUUUUUAUGUGUUUUUGGAAGUGGUAAUAUUCAGAUGCCUUUCAGCUAUAAUUUUAUCCAGAUUUAUUGAAUUUUUUAACGACGAACUUGUCGAUGAUAAUUAUCACAAAUACUUAACAGCUACAAUUUACUGGAUACUUAUAUUGUUGUCUGUAGUUUUCUGCGUAUUGUCUCGUUAUAGGUUAGAUUGUUUAGGAUUAAAAGCCAGUAUUGCACUAUCAUCGUUACUUUAUAGAAAGAUGAUAAAAUUAAACCAAAGAUCUGUAGGCAAAACAUCUUCUGGUCAAAUAGUAAACAUACUAUCAAAUGAUCUAAAUAGAGUUGAAUUUUUCCUUAGGUUUUCGUACAAUGUUGUUCUGGCUCCUGUACAUUUAAUUGUAGUAACUUACCUUUCAUGGGAGGAAGUUGGAGUAUCUAGUUUUGCAGGGAUUCUAUUCAUAGUAUUAAUAGCAUUACCUAUACAAGCAUUUAUUGGUACAACAGCAGCCAAAUUUCGUUCUAACGUUGCAAUAAGAUCAGAUAAAAGAAGCAAACUCAUAAACGAAAUAGUUUCAGGUAUUAAAGUAAUAAAAAUGUAUACUUGGGAAAAACCAUUCGAAAUGCUUGUUAGAGCAGUGAGAUGCGAAGAAUUAAAGUACGUGUAUCGGUCAUUUUUGUUCUGUGGAUUGCCGCAUCACAUUCACGCGUUAAUACACAAAUUUUCGGUAUUCUUAAUUUUGCUGUGUUGCUACUUAAUCUCGUUUAAUACCACCACUGCAAAUACAUUCGCCAUAUUGCAGUACAUGAAUUUAUUGAGGUACUCUGUGUUACUUCUAUUUCCCCAAGCCAUUUUAAGUAUUGGAGAGUGCAGAAUCGCUGUUAAAAGAAUAGAAGAUUUUUUGUCGCAAGAAGAAAUAACCGACUUCAUCAAGAAGCAAACUGUUAAUACUGAAGUUUCUUUGAGUAACAUCCAUGCCUUAUGGUCCCCAAAUUCCAUUGUUCUAAAAAUUCCGAAAUUUCACAUUCCCAGCGGAAAAUUCUGCACCAUUGCAGGACCAGUCGGUUCGGGAAAAUCGUCGCUACUUCAAAUAUUGCUAGGAGAACUCAAACCAAUUUCAGGCACAGUUCAAAUAAAUAAAUCCGUCUCGUAUUGUUCCCAAGAACCAUGGUUGUUUUGUUCUUCGGUUAAAAACAACAUUUUAUUUGGACAAGAGUACAAGGAAGAAAAAUACAGGGAAAUCGUAAAUAUAUGCAAUCUAAACAAAGACUUCGACAUAUUCCCUCAUGGCGAUCAAACUUUGGUAGGCGAAAAGGGGGUCAUUCUAAGCGGGGGACAGAAGGGUAGAAUCAAUUUAGCCAGGGCUCUUUACAAAGAAGCACAAGUGUAUUUGUUAGAUGAUCCCUUAUCUGCAGUUGACACACAUGUGGGUAGACACUUGUUUGAUGAAUGUCUUUUAAAGUAUUUGAAGGGAAAAACCAGAAUCCUGAUAACUCACCAGUUGCAGUAUUCCAGGGACGCUGAUAUUGUUUAUGUAAUGAACAAUGGGAGGAUUGAAGCAAGUGGUUCUUUUAAAGAAGUAAGUAAGGGUCAUUUGGAGUUUAGAAGAUGUUUGUCUAAAAUAGAUGAAGAAAAUGAUGAUGGUGAUCAAAAAAUGAAAAAAAUUAAUACUGAACGCAAUAAUCUUAGUAAUGAAAAAUGCAUUAUAGUAAAGGAUCAGGAAAUAAUUCCUAAGGAUAUAAAUUCUUUUAUAGGAUACAUUACAGCUGGAGGAAACACGUUAUUUAUUUUGAUACUAAUUUUGAUAACAUUAUUGGCUCAAAUUUCUUACAACUUGGCUGAUUUCUGGCUUGUACUAUGGAGGAAAAGUAAAAAUUAUAAUACAAAUAUUGAAAUAGUUAAUCUAAACCAAACCAAUGAAAACGUUCCUUUAUACAAAUUGGAAAACACGUUAACAAAAUAUGGAUCAAACUUCAGUACUUACGCAUGGAUUAUGCUUGGUGCUGUUGUUUUAACUAUUUUAAGAAUAAAUGUUAGCAGUAGAUUUAUUUGGAAGGCUUCGUAUACCUUGCACGAGAAAAUGUUUCAUUCCUUACUCAAAGCACCAAUGAGGUUUUUUAAUUACCACCCUAGCGGGAGAAUCCUCAACAGAUUCUCCAAAGAUAUUGGUACUACCGAUCAAUUAUUACCCACUGCUUUUCUGGAAUCCAGUCAGCUGCUUCUGUUUUCUAUCGGGGCACUGAUUCUAAUUUGUCUAACAAGCUACUACGUAAUAAUAUUUGCGGUCAUAUUUUUCGUGUCCAUGGGUCUGUUAUUUUUGGCCAACCUAAAGAUAACCAUGCAAGUCAAACAUCUGGAAGGGAUAACGAAGUCCCCAAUAUUUACUCACAUAAAUUAUUCAUUGACGGGUUUAACCACGAUAAGGGCAAACAAAUCUGAAGAAAAACUUAUUGAGCAGUUUGAUAUACAUCAGGAUACCCAUACAUCAGUCAGCCAUCUUUUAUUAGCAUGUACUCAUGCUUAUACCAUUUGGAUAGAUUGCUUAUGUGUAUUUUUGAACAUAGCUUUACCCUAUGCUUUUAUUUUAAUAAAUCAAUAUGUUUAUCAUGUGGAUGACUCAAACGUUGGUUUAGCUCUAUCGCAAGCCAUAUCUUUUAAUGGUCUACUGCCAUUUGGUUUAAAACGUUGCACUGAAGGUUGCACUUACUUUGCAUCAGUUGCAAGAAUUUUAUCUUACACAAAACUAGAGAAAGAACCACUUGAGAAUUCAAAAGACGUGAGCUUAGCAAAAACAUGGCCUUGUUAUGGAGGAAUCAAAUUUAGAAAUGUGUAUCUAAAAUACAGUGAAAAUGAUGACGCUGUCUUAAAAAAUCUUAACUUUUUUAUCAGUCCAAAUCAAAAGAUCGGAGUAGUUGGUAGGACUGGUGCUGGAAAAUCAUCACUGAUAACAGCCCUAUUUAGACUUGCUGAUGUUGAAGGAACUAUAACGAUUGACAAUGUAAACAUAUCGGAAAUAGGUCUUACGAAUUUGAGGCGGAAAAUAUCCAUCAUCCCACAAGAACCUGUGCUGUUUUCUGAAACCGUUCGGUAUAAUUUGGACCCCUUCCAGGAAUUUACAGAUGAUGAAAUCUGGGGGGUCAUAGAAGAAGUGAAUAUGAAGGGAGCCGUUGUGAGUUUGGAUGAUAUGGUGCUGGAAGGCGGUAGUAAUUUCAGUAUAGGGCAGAAGCAACUUUUGUGUUUAGCAAGAGCUUUGCUAAGGAAAAAUAAAAUACUGGUGCUGGAUGAAGCUACCGCUAAUGUGGAUCUAAGAACUGACGAAUUAAUUCAAAAAACAAUAAAAACUAAAUUUAAUUCUUGCACUGUAUUAACGAUAGCUCAUCGUUUGAAUACGGUUAUGGACUCUGAUAAGGUGAUGGUGAUGGAUGGUGGAGAAUUGGUUGAAUUCGCUCAUCCACACAUUUUGUUGGAUAACGACAAAGGCAUGUUUUACAGUUUAGUUUCAGAGACUGGCGUUUCAAUGAUGCAACAAUUAAAGCAAAUUGCCUACCAUGACUACCACUCUAAAGUAGAAGUUUACAAGUUUUAA
Molecule: messenger RNA, 3843 nt
Organism: Brassicogethes aeneus
Lineage: Eukaryota; Metazoa; Arthropoda; Insecta; Coleoptera; Nitidulidae
Source: the annotation of a GenBank genome assembly